Molecule: messenger RNA, 492 nt
Organism: Penicillium bovifimosum
Lineage: Eukaryota; Fungi; Ascomycota; Eurotiomycetes; Eurotiales; Aspergillaceae
Exons: 2
Coding region: 1-492 (163 amino acids)
Source: RefSeq, a predicted model, not a curated record
AUGACUUCGACGCCCCGGGACAUGGUUGGUGGAAUGGGCCCUUCGGAUCAGGUUCAUGGAUCGGCUUUUGACAGUCACCAUGGUGCACCGCCGGAGGCCUGGUAUCCGGGAGCGCAGCGAUACCCCACAGCGAUCCAGCCAUUUUCGGAAGUCUCUGGUGCCGAUGGCUCGGUAAUGUCAGAGCUCAUGGAGCAGUAUCGACCAAAGCCGCUCCAACACCUCACACCUGCCAGUGUGGAGGAAGAGUGGCAGCAAUGGCCUGAUGCCUGGGAUAAGACUGGUGGCGAGAAAUCCAACAGGAAAUGGAGGGCAAAACCUCCUCAUGCCGACGCCGACGAUGACGCCGACUAUGAUGCUGACGAUGAUACUGACGAUGAUGUCGACGAUGAUGCGGACGACCUGUGUUCAACCUCAGAUCUCAGGAUGGGGGGAGCUGGCACGGAAAAAUCACGAAAAACAGACACAAGGAAAGCUGGGAGCAAGAGAAAUUAA